Triplophysa dalaica is the source of this 1188-nucleotide messenger RNA. RefSeq names its product terminal nucleotidyltransferase 5Aa (gene tent5aa). Gene Ontology annotation, molecular function: RNA binding; poly(A) RNA polymerase activity. Lineage: Eukaryota; Metazoa; Chordata; Actinopteri; Cypriniformes; Nemacheilidae. Gene Ontology annotation, biological process: mRNA stabilization. The transcript has 2 exons. The record is from RefSeq and is a predicted model, not a curated record.
AUGGCUGAAGAGGACAACUGGAUCAGUGGAGUUUCAGACUGUAAGUUUAGCGUAUUAAACUGGGAGCAGGUCCAGCGUCUAGACGUCAUCCUGAACGAGAGCAUCCCGAUUCAUGGCCGCGGAAAUUUCCCCACGCUGCAGAAGAAUCCGCGGCAGAUCGUGACAGCUGUGCGGAGUCGCAUGCGGGAUCAGCGCAUCCAUUUGCGGGAUGUGCGGCUCAACGGAUCCGCCGCCAGCCACGUACUGCACGAGGACAGCGGGCUCGGUUAUAAAGACCUGGACAUCAUAUUCUGCGCGGACCUUAAGGCAGAGAACCAGUUUCAGAUGGUCAAGAAUAUUGUCCUAGACUGUCUUUUUGACUUUUUACCCGAGGGGGUCAAUCAGGAGAAAAUUACCCCACUGACACUGAAGGAAGCAUAUGUACAGAAGAUGGUGAAGGUGUGUAAUGAUUCAGAUCGCUGGAGUCUGAUCUCCCUCUCCAACAACAGGGGCAAAAACGUAGAGCUAAAGUUUGUGGACUCCUUGCGUCGACACUUCGAGUUCAGCGUUGAUUCUUUCCAGAUUAAGCUAGACUCUUUGCUUCUUUUCUACGAGUGCUCAGAGAACCUGAUGGCCAAGAACUUUCAUCCCACCAUAAUUGGCGAGAGCGUGUACGGAGAUUUUGCUGCUGCCUUGGACCACCUGCGCAACAAGGUGAUCUGCACUAGAAACCCAGAGGAGAUCCGGGGAGGAUGUCUCCUGAAGUACUGCCACCUUCUGGUUAGAGGAUUCCGAGCCGCUUCGGAGUCAGAUAUAAAGGCUCUCCAGCGCUACAUGUGUUCUCGCUUCUUCAUUGACUUUUCGGGUAUCAGUGAGCAGCAGUGGAAACUUUAGUCAUACCUCCAGAACCACUUUGUAGGACUGGAGGACUGCAAGUAUGAUUAUCUUAUGAGAUUGCAUGGGGUGGUGAACGAAAGUACGGUGUGUCUGAUGGGACAAGAGAGGCGUCAGGCGCUAGGGUUGACAGUGUUGGCAGUCCAUGUGCUGUCCGAGCAGAACGUCAUACCCAAUGUGGUAAACGUCACCUGCUACUAUCAGCCUGCCCCCUAUGUAGCAGACAUUAACUUUAAAAAUUAAUACAUUGCCCAGGUUCAGCCCUUAUUUACCUGCCAUCACAAAUCCUUCUCUUCAUGGUUACCGUGCAACUGA